AUGGAAGUUCCAAGGACCAGGAGGGCCCGUCUGCUUCAUCAUGUCGAUGAGAAUGCUCAAGUUGUUAGAGGUAAAACCAUCGCUUCACGGCCGAAAGAACUAGGAUUGACAGUACGCGGAGUUUUAGGCGAAGUAAAUGCUAACUCUGAAGUGCACCGUGAAUAUUCUGGCAAAGUUGCUCUCUCUACGAAUCAAAUUGAGAAGAAGAUUCAAAAACCUGCUUUACGAAGAAAUUACUGUCAUGUUCAAUCAAAAAUUGACACUGGGCUGUCUGCAAAGUCCAUUCAAGUUUCAGCAAGACCACCUCUUCGACGGGAGGAGAGCACAGCAGGUUUUGCAACUAGGGCCGCUCUACUGACCAGAGCAGCAGCUAAAGAAAAUAUAAAAAGGGAUUGUGAAGGUAAAGAGAAUGUUCUUCAAGGAAAGGUUUUGUCUAAAGAAAUAAAAAAACCAGUUAAACUUAUCAAAGAAUUAAAAGACAAAAAACCUGUUAAGGACACAGCUGAAUCAUUCAGAAAACUGAAAAUUGGUGAAUCUUUAAUUAUAAGUACAAGGUUUGAAGAAAACUCAUAUUAUUUACCCGAUGACAUUGAAGAUAUAGAUGCUGGUGACAAUAAUCCACUGUUGAUGUCGAUUUACAUUAAGGAUAUCUACAGAUACCUGACUCACCUUGAAAAUAUAUAUCCCAUUGAGGAGAACUAUUUAAAAAACCAGAGUAUUAUAACUGGUAACAUGAGGGCAACACUUAUAGACUGGCUAGUGGAGCUCCAAAAUCAGUUCUCUUUGUUAGUAGAGACUUUCCAGUUGGCUGUUGGAAUUAUUGACCGUUAUUUACAGGCAGUAUCAAAUGUCCCAAAGGAGAAACUUCAACUUAUUGGUGUAACAGCCAUGUUCAUUGCAAGUAAAUAUGAAGAAAUUUAUGCACCAAGCAUUGAAGAUUUUGCUUACAUCACUGACAAUACAUAUACCAAAAACGACAUAAUUAAAUGUGAAAAGCAAAUUAUGACCAAACUAGACUUCUGUUUAGCUCGGCCAAUUCCUAUUAGCUUCUUAAGACGGUUUGUAAAAGCAGCCCAUGGCACAUCCAAGAAUCACCACUUGGCUAAAUACUUAGUGGAUCUUUGUCUAGUCGAGUACUCAAUGGCACAUUACAGACCUUCCGAGCUGGCAGCUGCAGCCAUCUGCCUUUCUUUGCACCUGCUUUCAAGUGCACCACUUGAAGAAGUUUGGUCACCAACAUUAUCAUACUACUCUGGCUACUCAUUCUCACAUAUUGAACCUAUUAUCAGGAAAAUAUCUAAAAUUGUGUAUAAUAUAGAAAAGUCCAAAUUUCAAGCUGUUUAUCAGAAAUACACUAGCGCCAGUCUAGCAAAAGUCUCGACUCUUCCCCAAGUUAAGGGAACUGCUAUAUAUGAUUUGAUAAGGAGUAGUUAA
Molecule: messenger RNA, 1434 nt
Organism: Pieris macdunnoughi
Lineage: Eukaryota; Metazoa; Arthropoda; Insecta; Lepidoptera; Pieridae
Source: the annotation of a GenBank genome assembly